AUGAUUAGUGAAGAUGGGACAAAUGUUGAUCAAAGAGGGAAAUGCAAUCUGUUGGUGACACAAAUGCAAUCAUUUGACUUCACAUUUUGUUUGUUUUUAAUGAGACAAGUGUUGGGUGUGACAAAUGAUUUAUCACAAGCAUUACAGAGAAAUGAUCAAGAUAUUGUCAAUUCUAUGGAUUUAGUGAAGGCAAGCAAACAACAACUACAAAGAAUGAGAGAGGAAGAAUGUGAAUGGGAUAAUUUCCUUCACAAGGUCUAUUCUUUUUGUGACAAGCAUGGUAUCAAGAUUUCGGAUGUGAAUGAUCUUUUUGUUGCUCAUGGGAAAUCACAUCAUAGGGCUGAAAAGUUAACGACCCUUCAUCAUUAUCAUUAUCGAGUGGAUGUCUUUUAUUCUGUGAUUGAUAGACAACUUUCAGACUUGAAUGAUCGAUUUAAUGAGGUAAAUUAUGAGCUUCUGAUUUGUGUUUCAAGUUUAAGUCCAGAUGAUUCAUUUGUUGCUUUUGACAAGCAAAAGUUAAUUCGUCUUGCUAAAUUUUAUCCAAGAGAUUUUUCUGAAAGAGAUGUGUUAUCACUUGAAGACAAGCUUGAUAUUUAUGUUAAUAAUAUGCGAUCCAACAAUGAUUUUUCUGAACUGAAAGGGAUCAGUAGUCUUGGAAAAAAUUGGUGGAGACAAGAAAACACAUAA
Molecule: messenger RNA, 687 nt
Organism: Argentina anserina (silverweed cinquefoil)
Lineage: Eukaryota; Viridiplantae; Streptophyta; Magnoliopsida; Rosales; Rosaceae
Exons: 1
Coding region: 1-687 (228 amino acids)
Source: RefSeq, a predicted model, not a curated record